ACAUUGCUCCUAUAUAAGCAGGUUGGGCCAGUGGUGCUUCUUACGGACAGUCAUUACUGGAGAGGAAUACAACUCGAGUGACACCAUGAAUAAGCUGCUAGUCAUUACUGUGCUGGUUGCACUCCUUGCUCUCAGCGCUGAAAGCUUCCGUGUGCCGAGGCAGGCUGAGGAGGAGCAGGGCACCCUGACCAAGAUCACAGACAGCGUCAGGUCCUACUAUGACUAUGUCGUCAACUCUGCCAGUGAAUACAUAGAAAGCAUCAAGGGCCUGAAGUUGGAGGAGAAGGCAAAGAAUCUUUACUCUGAUACUACCACGGCUGUGAGCACAUACUCUGGCAUUUUGCACGACCAGAUGUACCACAUCUUUUACCAGUAGCAGUAAACAAAAACUAAUUUCCAACUAGCUCAGCUACCCUUUCUGACAGCCUGACAUCUUUCAGGCUUCAUGCGAAAGGCCCAAACAUCAUUUGACAUUGUGAACUUGGUCGUAUCUCACCUCACCCAAGCCUCAAAACCUCAAACAGCAUCUUCAAAAAUAAUGGACCCUGUGCUCUUUGUGACGCUUUCUCGGGCCACUGCAUUGGUGGUAAAUGAUGAUAACCACUCAAUGGGGACUGUAAUCUUAAUCUUGAAAAAACAAGUAACAGCUUGCACAGAGAAACUGGAAGGACCAUUUUGGCGGGCACAAGCAAUGGAGCACACAACACCUUUCAUGUACUGAUGAAUUUCUCAGUGGUUCUCCGAAUAAAAAUAACUAGCCAUGAAAAUA
Messenger RNA from Micropterus dolomieu (smallmouth bass), 769 nucleotides. RefSeq names its product apolipoprotein C-II (gene apoc2). Gene Ontology annotation, molecular function: enzyme activator activity. Lineage: Eukaryota; Metazoa; Chordata; Actinopteri; Centrarchiformes; Centrarchidae. The record is from RefSeq and is a predicted model, not a curated record. Bases 86 to 376 code for a protein of 96 amino acids. Gene Ontology annotation, cellular component: chylomicron. Gene Ontology annotation, biological process: lipid metabolic process; lipid transport. The transcript is spliced from 4 exons.